Messenger RNA from Indicator indicator, 660 nucleotides. It is a transcript of the gene RAB43, whose product is annotated as RAB43, member RAS oncogene family. The record is from RefSeq and is a predicted model, not a curated record. Bases 1 to 660 code for a protein of 219 amino acids. Gene Ontology annotation, molecular function: GTP binding; GTPase activity. NCBI's taxonomy places the organism in Eukaryota, Metazoa, Chordata, Aves, Piciformes, Indicatoridae. The transcript has 3 exons. Gene Ontology annotation, biological process: protein secretion; regulation of exocytosis.
AUGCCCGGCCCGGCAGUGCCGGGAGCGGCGGCGGGGCCCGUCCCCGACCCGGAGGAGGGCUACGAUUUCCUCUUCAAGCUGGUGCUGAUCGGGGACGCCAGCGUGGGCAAGACCUGCCUGGUGCAGCGCUUCAAAACCGGGGCCUUCGCCGAGCGGCAGGGCAGCACCAUCGGCGUGGACUUCACCAUGAAGAGCCUGGAGAUCCAGGGCAAGCGGGUGAAGCUGCAGAUCUGGGACACGGCCGGGCAGGAGCGGUUCCGAACCAUCACCCAGAGUUACUACCGCAGCGCCAACGGAGCCAUCCUGGCCUACGACAUCAGCAAGAGAGGCUCCUUCCUGUCCAUUCCUCGCUGGAUCGAGGACGUCAGGAAGUACGCCGGAUCCAACAUCGUCCAGCUGCUGAUCGGAAACAAGUCUGACCUAAGUGACCUUCGAGAGGUUCAGCUGGAAGAAGCUCAGAGCCUGGCUGAACGCUAUGAUAAUAUCAUCUGUGCCAUAGAGACCUCUGCGAAAGACUCCAGCAACGUGGAGGAGGCCUUUGUGAAGAUGGCGACGGAGCUGAUGCUGAGGCACGGGGGCCCUGUGUUCAGCGAGAAGAAUACUGACAGCAUCAAGCUUGACAGCAAAGCCGUUGUGGAAGGCUGGGGGUGUGGCUGCUGA